Dioszegia hungarica is the source of this 1599-nucleotide messenger RNA. RefSeq names its product amidase signature domain-containing protein. The record is from RefSeq and is a predicted model, not a curated record. Bases 1 to 1599 code for a protein of 532 amino acids. NCBI's taxonomy places the organism in Eukaryota, Fungi, Basidiomycota, Tremellomycetes, Tremellales, Bulleribasidiaceae. The transcript has 10 exons.
AUGCGUCUCAUUCCAACGCUACUGAUCCUCGUCUGCUGCCAUGUUGCCUUGGCCAAUACGGACCAGGCCAUCCUGCGCCUCGAGCAUACUACCGGCUCGCUUCCAUCGCCCCCUUUGCCCCUCGGUCUCAAUCUCCUCCAGACGUCGAUCGAAGAGCUCGGCAUCUAUCUCGGUAAUGGUAGCUUGACCUCCGUCGACCUCGUGAAGGCGUACCUCCACAACGCCGAACGUGACAACCACCAAGGCCUGAAUCUACGUGCUGUGAUACAGAGCGCUCCGACCGACAACAUUCUUGCGAUUGCGACAGCGCUGGACGCUGAGCGCCAUGCCGGACAGAUCAGGGGACCACUCCAUGGCAUUCCCAUUUUGGUCAAGGACAAUAUGGCAACGGAGAUUGAGUUGGGCAUGGAUACUUCGGCGGGGAAUACUGCUCUGAAGGAAUCCAAGGUCAAGCGAGAUGCAGAAGUGGUCAGAAAGCUGCGAUCCGCUGGGGCGAUCAUCAGUGGCAAGGCCAACCUCAAUGAGUUCUCUGGGUGGAAAGCGUAUCCUCGAUCUGCCUCGGACGCCAUGGGGAAGGGCGGAACCUGGGGCUGGUCAGCCGUUGGCGGACAGACCUCGUCAGCAUACGUCGAGGGAGGAUGUGAGGCAGGUGGCAAUCCGCUAGGGAGCUCCUCGGGCAGCGCAGUCGGCGUCAGCGCUGGGUUCGCAGCGGCCGCUCUGGGAACGGAUACGACUGGCUCUUCUAUCCCGCCAGUCGCGCUGCACUAUUCGGUGUCUGUACUAGAUGCCGUCGGUCCGAUGGGUUUUACGGCCCGGGAUACCGCAAUCCUGUUGGAUGUCCUGACCUACAAUGAUGGCAGAUACCUCAAAGCCACCCAGAAUCCCUCGCUCAAAUCGAUCCGGCUCGGCCUAGUCCGGAGAAACUUCCUAGACGAGGCAGACGGCCGUAUGACCAGUCUCAACGCCUGCGUCUCGGAGGUCGAGCAGGCUUUGAGGUCUACGAUGGCUAUGCUGUCCAAGGUGGCGGGAGCGGCUGUGAUCCACGUCAACAUGCAGCUCAACUUCGCGGAUCUCGUGCGCCUCAACGCGGCGACGGGUGUGGUCAUGACUACGGGAUUCAAGGAGGAUCUGGAGGGGUACAUGGCGGGACUGGCGGAGAGUCCGGUGAGGACGCUAAGGGAUGUCGUUGAGUGGAAUGAGGCACAUGCGAAAGAGGAGUUUCCACCUGGACAAUGCUGCCAACAACGCCUGCUCGACUCGCUUGUCUCGCCCGGCCGCAAGUCGUCCGAAUACAAGCAAGCAUGGCAGACCAUACACGAGCUUGGCCGAGAUAGGGGUCUCGGAUACCUCUUUGACGAGUACGGGAUGGACGCGCUGGUGUUCAGCCCAGAGCUGGGUUUGCCAUCGGGCAUUGUAUCUCCUCAAGGAUACGCCGAGGGAACGGCUCCAAUGGGAUAUUGCAAGAAUGGGGCGCCGUUUGGGAUCCUGUUUGUGGUCAGACCGGGGCAGGAGGAGAAGUUGCUUGGGAUCAUGGCUGGAUAUGAGGCGAUAAUGCCCAGAAGGAGGACUCCGGCGCCGAUGGAAAAGACGAGCACUUGA